AGCGGGGUAUUUAUUACAGCCCUGCCUCGCCACCCAGGGCUGGCGGACUUUAGCCCUUCUGACACCGAAGGCAGCAGCCGCCCGUCCCCACAGCCUGAAACACACGGAAAGACCCAAAAUAAUGGCAAAAUUUCUGUCGCAGGAUCAAAUUAAUGAGUUCAAGGAAUGCUUCUCCCUGUACGACAAGAAACAGAAAGGCAAGAUCAAAGCCAGCGACCUGAUGGCCGUGAUGCGGUGCCUGGGAGCCAGCCCCACGCCAGGGGAGGUGCAGAGGCACCUUCACCUGCACAAAAUCGAGCGAAAUGCUGAACUGGAUUUCUCCACUUUCCUGAACAUAAUGUACAGGCAAACGAAGCAGGAGGAGCCCGAGAAGGAAAUCUUCACGGCCUUGUCCAUGAUAGACAGGCAGAAGAGAGGGGUCAUCACUGUCUCGGAGCUGAGGGCCAAGCUGACAAACUUGGGAGAAAAACUCUCCGAGGAAGAAGUUGAUGACCUGCUAAAAGAGGCCAAGAUUGGACCAAAUGGAACAAUAAAAUAUGAAGAAUUCGCCCACGCCAUUUGUAUUCCUACAGUCGACUACUGAAAUUCAGGAGAUUUGAUAAGGGCAGGACCUGAAACUUUUUUCAUUUUUUCCUCCUUACUGCUUGGACUCGGAAAUCAUCGUUUGCCUUUAAGGAUCCCCACUCUGCCUUGCGAUUGCACUUGCACAGGUUCCCACCCCAUUUCCAGAGAAGCACUGCAGCGAAGUGUGAGCUGAUAUUUAAAUAAACUGGAUGUAACAUUU
Messenger RNA from Anas platyrhynchos (mallard), 784 nucleotides. It is a transcript of the gene CALML4, whose product is annotated as calmodulin like 4. NCBI's taxonomy places the organism in Eukaryota, Metazoa, Chordata, Aves, Anseriformes, Anatidae. The record is from RefSeq and is a predicted model, not a curated record. Gene Ontology annotation, molecular function: calcium ion binding. Gene Ontology annotation, cellular component: myosin II complex.